Messenger RNA from Pocillopora meandrina, 18677 nucleotides. NCBI's taxonomy places the organism in Eukaryota, Metazoa, Cnidaria, Anthozoa, Scleractinia, Pocilloporidae. The record is from the annotation of a GenBank genome assembly.
CACUGAAGACAUUUGCAUUUAACAGUUGCUGCACGUUUUCAUCCUCUCGUUGCUCAGCUUAUUCUGUUAGGAGAUAUGGCAUCGGCGUCAGGCAACGGUAAGAGUAGAUUUGUACUAUACUCGAUUGUAAACACGAACAACGGGCAGCAAGUUGAGAAUCGGCGAAGCGACGUCUCCAGAUACACAGAGCCGAGUUCAUUUUGAACCGACCGUUUUAUAAUGAAAUGAAAGAACAAGCGAUAUCGAUUUAUAUCUCACUCUGAAACUGAUUUUUCUGAGGACAGGUAACAGGGGGAACAGUAAUUCCCGGUUUUCCGAUUUCUUUGUAUCGAACGUUUAAAAUUCGCGUAACGCUAUUUUACAUUCGGCGAGGCUGGUAAUAAAUCAAUUAUUCAUUUUUGAACUCUUACGUGAUCUAGGAGGGUGUACGAUUCUGUUAGUUUCAUUUAUGCAAGCCUUCAAACAACCUUUCGAUUUAAGAAGCUCGUGCACUAACUUUAAGAUCGAUUCGCUUACUACACUUUACUGCAACUCAGCUUUAAAUUUGUCAUAUAACUGUUCCAGGAACAGCGAAUGUCUCCUGACCGAGGGAAAUUUUAAUGAAGUGUGUCGCGUCACGGUAACUCCUCCAAAUGUGCCAGUUUCUGAAACGUGCGGUUUCCUUUUCAAAUCUAGGUACUCGUCAUGCGAAUUCUUACCUUGCAACUGUAGGGAUAGACUUUGGUACAACCUACAGUGGGUUUGCCUUCUCAUUCAACAAAGGCGAAGGUGGAGAAGCGAUUUUUAUGAACAGAGACUGGGUCAAUGAACAGGGCCAUCGAACCAGCCAGACACCAACAUGUCUGCUUCUUAAACCAGACUUGUCAUUUGACUCGUUUGGUUACUCAGCGAUGGAGAGAUACUCCGGUUUAAAAAGUGCAUACGAAGAAAAAGAAUACUUCUUUUUCCAAAAUUUUAAGAUGGAGCUGCACAACGAAGAGGUAAGUAAAGGCCAGCUCCUUUACGCGUUUUAAUAUUACAGGUUCUUACAAAUGCUAUCCAAGUGUCAUAUAUCUUGCAUUUUUCCCUUUGUUUAUUUAGUUUGUGGUUUGAGUAAGUAUCAUUUGAUCGCGUAGUAUCACUUAUCAUGUGUAUCAUGCGUAUCAUGUAUAUCUUCAAAUUGAAACAUUUUUGAGAAAGAUCGUAGAUACAAUAUAUAUUUAUAUAUAUAUAAAAAUUCCCUGAUGAGUAAGCAUUCACGGAACAAGCUUAGAGGAAUGAAAGUGUAGUCUCUCUGUUCUUUUCCCCUAUCGCAACAUAUGUGUAUAUAUAUAUAUAUAUAUAUAUAUAUAUAUGUGUGUGUGUGUAUAUAUAUGUGUGUGUGUGUAUAUAUAUAUAUAUAUAUUUAUAUGUGUGUGUGUGUGUGUGUAUAUAUAUAUAUAUAUAUAUAUAUAUAUAUAUAUAUAUAUAUUAUAUAUAUAAUUGCAGACAGUACUGUUUCGGUCUACUGGGCCUCACCAGUGCAGUGCUGAUAUUACAAAGGAGGCGUAAGCAUUAAUUUACCCCGAAUGAUUCCACAAUUGUGGUAUCAUCCAAGCCAUGCCAGAGGAUUCGAACUAGAUUAAUUAGGCAGAAUGCAUAUAGAUCUAUAUAUAUAUAUAUAUAUAUAUAUAUAUAUAUUAUUUUUCCGUAGUACAGUGCUCGAUACAUAGAAGUAGAGUGCGAUAUGUAUUGAGAUCGGCAAAAACAAAGAGACUACACUUUCAUCCUUACAAGCCUGUUUCGUAAUUAACUCACUCUUCAGGGGAUUUCAGUGGCAAGAAGAUUCGUGAACAUCGUUAAUAUACUAUAAAAGUUGCAUAAGUUGAUGUGGCGGUAAAUUUAGAUGUUUAGUUCAGCUGUUACGCAGCAACUCUUUGUUUCUGUGACGACAUGACGACACAAGUUCGUUACGUUUGUUGCUUGCGCUAUUGUAGGGUCAGCUUGAUGAAAGGAUACGCCAUGAAAUAAAGUGGCCAAUGUUAUUGCCUUUAAGAGUCCAGAUGUGUUUGCUGAGUUCGGUAGAGUUUCUGCGUUUUGCGUGUCGGAAUGAUGCAGUGUGGUUUCUGUAUAUUGAAGUCGUUUUCUGUAGGUCCGAUGUACGUUUCAGUAGUGCUAUUGUCCUUACGUGUGACGGUGGCCUGGUAGAUAACUGAUGAUUGGAGGCAGUUAACCUCCAGUUCUUUUAAUACUCAUUGGGUGUUCAUCUGCAGAGCUGAUUGAGGUGAUAAAAAUGAACUUGCUGCUUGUUAAGUGACUGAGAUACAGCAAUUUUGAUUUAGAUGAUACAGAAAUACCUCUUCCUUUUGAGUCACUGUUAAAUUAUAUUCAAUUUCUUUUACGACAAACAGAACAUUGACCUGCAAGCUACCAUCCCUGAUGCCAGAUAUAAACGCGUGAAGGCAAAGACAGUGUUUGCUUACGCCAUACGGUUUCUGCGAGAUGAGGCGAUUAAUUUCAUUCGCCAGGAAACUAAAGAUCAGAGUUUCAAGGUUGAGGAUGUUUUGUGGGUUCUGACUGUACCAGCCAUAUGGAGUCCAAAAGCAAAACAGUUCAUGAGAGAAGCAGCCUAUGAGGUAACAUUUUGACUCAUGGGAAUGGUUUUAACUACACCAGUGCCGUUAAUGCUGCUGUGGAAGUUUGUAAAUAUGUAUAACUGAUCUACUAACUAAGACUGACUUCUGUUUGCUCUUUUCGUUUUGCUUUCUUUUUUGUUUUUGUUUUUUUUAUCGUUUUCUUUUUCUUACUUGAUCUGAUUGAUUGUUGGAAUGAUUACAAAAGAAGAGAAAUUUAAAAACCAAAACAAGAGGAGACAAAACUAAACGAAACGAAAUGCCUUAUCAUUUCCCUCACGUUAAGUUGCCAUCUUCCAUUUCUAAAUUUGAAGGCAUUAUGUUUUCUCAGGCUGGUCUCGUCUGUCGUGAUCAUCCGGAGCAGUUAGUUAUUGCUUUAGAACCUGAAGCGGCGGCGAUAUUCUGCACUGAGAGAAAAAUGGACGCGAUACUGUCAGAGAAACUUGAUGUAUCGAUGGAUGGACUAUUGUCCCAACUGAAUGCACAGUAUAUGGUUGUUGACAUCGGAGGUAAUGUUACUGAGAAUCAUGAGCUAAAUAUUCUACUAAAAAGUUGAUGAAAUCAUUAAAUCUGGUUAAAUCAUUUUUGUUUUUCUUUAUGCUGCAACAUUGAAUUUUCUUCAGGAUCUUAAACUAAACAUUUCCUUAGCUCCUGUUUUGCCCAUUUUCUUAGCUAAAACCUGUUUUAAAUUAAACUAAGAACACUAAUAGACUAAAGAAAGAGAAAACGAUAAACAAACAAAGAACAACAGGAACAAUGUCAGAAACAAUAGUUGACGCAGUAAUCACAGAAACUGCAAUGGCGAUAAAACGUUAAUAAAUUUUUUAAAUAAUGGAGUGAACAUAUUCAUUCAUUUCUUAGCAUUGUCAAUCACUAUACAGUCACUUUUUCCUCGACUGUCGUUUACCAUAUGAUUCGCGAUUGAUAUCUUUUUAUUUUCUCUUUUUUUGUAACAACUGCGCUCCCAGGAGGUACUCUCGACGUCACCGUUCAUGAAAAGCAAGAUGACGGUACAAUUAAGGAAAUCCAUAAAGUGACAGGUGGGCCCUAUGGCGGAAACAAGGUGAAUCACCAGUUCGAAGGUCUUCUGGAUGAGCUAUUUGGUGCCGAAAAACUGUUUGAGUACCGUAAACUAUUUCCUAUCGACUGGCUUCACUUGAAAAACGAUUUCGAAGAAAAAAAACGCGGACUGCGUUCCCAACAAAAGAAAGAGACCCGAAUUCGUCUGCCGUAUAGCUUUGUUUCGACCAUUAAUGAAUUUCUGCCUCAUUCUCUAGCCCGUUAUGACGAGGGUGAAAUUCAAUUGCAGAGGAACGAAUACCUCUGCCUCGGCCCGAGUGUGAUGACGAAACAGUUUGAACCUGUUUUGGAAGCGAUGAAAGAUCAUUUGGAUGUCUUGCUGAGCCAACCUAAGCUUUCAAAAGUGAGGGUAAUGCUACUUGUUGGAGGAUUUGCAGAAUCUCCCAUUCUUCAGCAGAAAAUAAUGGAAAAGUUUAACAGCAGAUGCCGUGUAAUUGUACCACGUGACGCAGCCAAAGCAGUGGUUCAGGGUGCCGUAAUGUUUGGUCAGCUUCCCGAUAGAAUUUCCCAAAGGGUUAUGUCUACAACAUACGGCUGUGCCUGCUGCCGAGAUUUCAUCCGAGGUGUACAUCCAAACAAAAAGAAAUUAAUGGCAGAUGGCGUAGAAAAAUGCCGUGACUUAUUCGCUUGUUUUGUUAAGGAAGAUGAAGUGGUGACCCUUGGUCAAAGAAUCCGGCAAGUCUUUCAUCCAGUAUAUGCUAACCAAACAGAGGUACCCUUUGGAUUUUACACCUCAAACAACGUCGACGCACAGUUUGUUACCGAACCAGGCUUGACUAAGAUUGGAAACCUGGUUGUUCAUUCUCCUGUUACCAGUAGUGGUCGUGACAGAGAAAUCGAGGUCAGCUUAUACUUCGGUGGUACCGAAAUAACGGCUACAGCUUUAGAUGUUUCAAGUGGGAAAGUAAAACAAACUACUCUUGACUUUUUCCCUAAGUCUGAAAAGAUUGAAAAGUAACAUGUCCUGUUAUGGCUUACAUCUUUGAAGGACUUGUUAAAAGUUAAUCAGCGACACACAUUCUGUCUGAGCGUGUAAUAUUUCAAAUUGAAGUAGCCACUGUAAUUAUUAACCAAAUAUAAAUAUGACAAAAGCAAUACUCAAAAAAGUAUGAAAAAAGAAAAAAAAAAUCAAAUAACAUGCAUAAAAAGGAAUCAGAACAAUAAAUGUAGGCAUAACGACUGAAACAAACAACAAACAAAAAGCAAGGUGGUUAAAAGGCCUUUAGCUGGCCCCAAAACUGUAACAUAUAUAGGAGUAGAAGUACUGUUUGUCUUAUUAUUGAAAUUCCCACUUUUACAAAGUAAACCUUCAUUUAGACUUGAAAUACACAUAAUUAACUUGUUUGGGCUUCAAUAGUUCAUGGUGUUUUUACAAAUACUCAUACCCAAACUAAAUAAUUGAUAUAAGGGCUUGGUCACAAUAUAUCAGUGUGAGUUUUAAAGGAUGAGAAUCUGGAAAAGCAAGGAUCCCUCUUUAACUAGAACUGAAAUUGAUGGGCACCCUCCCCUUUUAAUUCAUGUUUUUACUUUGACCUCCCUCCCCCCUCCUCCUCUUAACUGUUUAGGGAAACAUGAAUGAAGAUUACCUUUUUCGUAUUUUGACGCGUGAAGUUUUGAUUAAUUGGCGUCCACGUUACGCAUAAGGCGAGAAUAUAAGUGCCCUAGCUUUAUAGGUGAAAUAAUCAAAAUAGGAGAGUUAUGCAGAACAUAUCCUACCUUUAUCCUCCUCUGGAUAUUUGCUUAAAUAACAUAGUCACUACCGAUAUCAGUCUCAUUUACUCUCGUGUUCACUAGGCUUGUGGAAAGAUGAUAACCUCCGCAUUUUUUAAAUAAAGAAAGGAAAGCCAGCCGCCUCACAGCGGAUAGUUCUUUUGUGCAUGAGCAAAUUGCUUAUUUUCAAAGCUCUGCCUGAAGAUUAAAAUUUAAUGGCAGACCCAGGACUAUUGUUCGCUACCAUUUCUCAUUCAUUACUUUCUUGUAAAUGAAGGCGAUUUCUGGUAAAAAUUUUAGUUUGGAAAUAUCUUCGUAACCAUAUACUGGAUUUUCCGCGAAUUUCUCAUCAAUUGACGUUACUACCUGUCUCCCAUUUGAAAUUAAUGAAGAUUGCUCUACCUUGACAUAUAUCACAUGACAUUCAGUUACACUUCCGGUAAUUCCCAGAAGACGAGGUUUUAGGCUACUGCGCGGCGGGCAAACAAGAUCGAUUCUACGCAUUAUGGAGCGAUAUUUGUCGUUCCACUGGCAUAAUAAUGUAUCGUCAGACACAGCCACCACACCGGAGUUAGUCCAACUUCACGAAGAUUCAAGGUAAGUAAGUGAAUGUCGGCGGUCUGUAUGCGAUCUCCAUCUGAAGGUAGUGUAUGAGAGUACGAUUAGACAUUUUGGUUUGCAAUAAGGACCUCUGGAGCGAGAAUUUCUUUUUCUUCAGAAGUAGAGGUACCUAUUUCAAGCUACCUCUUUUUGACAUAUGAAUAAAGUUUUUCAUUCAUUCAUUCAUUCAUUCAUUGAUAAAUCCAUCACGUCCAUUUUAAAGUUGAUGUUGAGACACUGAAGUAUCACUUUCAACGACAACAAAGCGAACAGAGUCCAAGGUCUCGAUAUCGUCCUUUUUGAUGUCACGCACUUUUGUUGAAUCGACAACGAGUAAAUGAAUAACUUAUGCAUGUUAAAAGAAUAAUGGAAUAUUAGAGUGUACAGUCAACUUAACGAGGGAGUGAAUGAACAAAAAACAUAAUACAUCAUGGGAAUGUAACACAUCGGUGGGAAUGUAAUUGACAUGUGCUGUGUGUUUUUGAAAACCAUGCUAAGACUUGAGACAAAAUUCCUAUGGUUUCCUUCACAAGUUUUUUUAUUGUUGUUGUAAAAGACAUGUGACAAUAUUGCUAGGAAAGGGUAAAAGGAUUCACACUCUUUUUAUUGUAUGGCAACUUUAACAUGAACCUGAAAUUUCCAUGUAAGGACAGCAUCAAAAUUGCUACAUUUUCACCAUAAUUUUCAGACACUGAUUUGCUGUUUGAUACUGGUAAUCAUUGAUAGGAAUAGAGAGUAUGGAAAAGGAUAAAUCUGAGGUAGAAAUAGGAGACAGUGAGACUACUGCAAUUUUCAAUUUCUUUUGUGCACUUUAUUGUUUUUGAAGAUUUCUUUUGGGGCUAGCUUCAGAUUGUCCUUUUUUUCCAACACAUAUGUGGAAGAAUUGUAUUAAUUGGGAUGUUAAGGGCCUAUCAAUCAACCAAUUAAUUGAUUGAUUAGAAUGAAAUUAACAGUUAGAGGACAUAUACAUAUUCCAACACUUGUUUUACAUCCAGCAGGUAAUAAUAUAUGAGUAUAAAUCAUUACUCAGUCGGAACAAUAAUUUAUAAUGUGACAUUUCUCAUCUUUCAACUUAAAGAGAACUGAAUAAUUCAAGAAUUCAGGCAAAAGGGGAUGUUAAUAACAAACAGUUUUCUGUGGAAUCCAUCUUAUAUUACUUUUAAGAUCAUAGGCAUCUUCACUUCACAAACUCCCCUCCAAUUUAUCCAGUUUUAAGUAGAGAUUUGCUAUUAAAAUUGUCUUAAAACAUUCAAACUUCAAUAGACACUAUGAGGAAAACCAGUCUGAGAGUAAAGUGUGCAGGCAGAAGUUACCAGUCAGUGGUUUGAUUGAGGUUUUAGUCCUACUUUCACUUGUGAACUUGUUGGCCAUGAAGAAAAAGACCCCCAGAGAAAACUCAAACUUGCAGCUGUAUCUCAGAAUAUUUUGUCUAAAUGCUUCAUAAUCACAAAUUGGCAUUUUUUUAGCAUCCAGACUGUUUACAUACUUUUAGUGACAAUCUGUUUCCAAUGGUGUACUGGUACAAAUGUGUUAAAUCAUAUUCCCACCAUUGAAAAGAGGGAUGACUGAACCCCUGCUAUGGGUUCAAAUUAAUUUAUAAAUUAAAAAUUGUUGGCUGACAUCUACAGAACUUGUAGAUCUUGGCAAGCAAUGGUUAAUAUUUAAAUUUAAGCCUUGUGAGGUUAUGGCACCACAAGUUCAAUUGGGCAAGGCCAAAAAAUAUUAUGUAAUUAAUGAUGUUGGAAUAUGGUACUUUUUGCAGAUUUUCUCCUUUUUUUCGUCAAAGUGAUGGAAUGAGCUUAGCUAGGCCAAAUGCUUUCGCAAAAAUGGCAGACCCUGUGAAAACCAUGACAGACAUUUUUUUACAAAUGACACCAAACUCAACUAAAAUCUUAAAUAAGUAACGAAUACGCAGCAACCCCAAAGGAUAGCUGCUGCCCAAAAAAUGCAUGCUCACAAAAGCUCUCUCCACCCUAUGAUACUCCCUUUAUAUUGCACAUAUUUGAGGUUUGCACCUUAUGUAUUUCGUAUGUCACAGCAUUCCACUCCUUUACCUUUUUCAGAACACAAAAUUUAGAGAAAGAGAUACAACAGUUAAAGGAGAGGUAGGUGUCUUCAUGGUUGGUUCUCAUUUGCCCUGAAAACCUUUUGGCCCUUUUUUAUUUGUUUGGUUAGCACUUAGCAUUAACUAAAGCCAAAAUUUACGUCUUGGCUUUCUAUUUAUUUAAUUUAUUUGUUCACCUGUGAUUAGUGGCAAAAAUCUAAAUGUGCUUGCUCUUUUAUUUUUUUAUUUCUUUCUAUCUAUAACUCUCAAAAUUUACCUUGCCCCUCAUCCUCAAUGUUGCCUAUUGUUCAAAACAAAAGGUCACUAAUUACCUAAAUUGAUAAAAGAAAGAGGGGACUCUCAAGUAAGUACCAAGUGACAUAAAUAAAGUAACAAGUAAGUUUCAAGGAACAUGUUGGAGAUGAACUACAAGAAUUUUUUUUAUUAUGUUGACCAUAGGGUUGCCAACUAUUACUUAGGGGAGGGCAUGCCAACUAAUUUUGUCACUUAUUGUUUGAUGUGUUCUCGAAAUGUUAAGACAUCAGUAAAACUCAGACAAUAUUUAAGUCACCUUUCGGCCUAAAUUUAGCUAAUUGUAUGUAGAUUUUGUGCAAUUGUAUAUUGUUGGAUCAAUAUGGUGAAGUAAUAACAGACGUUCCCAUUCUCAUUAUUAUGAAGUGAUAAAUAUCAAAAAAGGGAAUGAUAUAAUUUUUCUAAAACUUUAUCAAACUCUCACUGAACAAGUUAAAGCAUAUCUACGUUUUCUGAGCAUUUAGUACGUCUUUAUUUCCGAGAGGCUCAUAGUAUUCUAACUGUGUUCUAGGUUCAAGCAGUGUAUAGGUGUGUUAUAUGAGAAGAAAAAACCAGCUGAUAAAAAACCCUCAUAACUUGUAUUACAGCACUUUUUUUUGUUGUUUUCUUUUCUAGACUAGGCGCGUCGGAAAAACGUCUAGCUUUGAAAGAAGAAGAUUGCCAAAGGUGAGCAAGACUUUGCAAAUAAAGCAGAUGCUGAUAGUUCUCAGAGAUUUCCCUGUCUCAGUCAUUUAGUAGUUCUUUUUAUCUUUCUUUGCUUGCUGAAAGAUUAUUCUUCCUUAUCAACAUUGCAUUCAUUCAUCUCUCUUUUUGUUCCUUUACACAUUGUUUUAAUUCGUCUAUCUCAUUGCUAUCCGUUUUGCCCCAAUUUUUUAAAGUAUUUUUACCUACUUCAGAAUUAAAGGAAGAAUCAAUUAGAACAUUUUACAAUACUGAGGUACUAUUUAUGGGGCGCUCUCACGGCGAUAAUUAAUGACAGAAAUACAGAUUUUCACUAUUGUCUCUGAUGCCAUACAUCUCUUGCAGAACAAGCCAUUUUUUUUUCUCUUGCAUCCUGUGGAUCUAUAAAAUACUAUAAGUAUUAAUACUCUUAUUUCUAUGACGAGUGAUUUAAGUUUUAAAUUUAACAUUUUGCUUUCAAAAUACUGAGAUACUAUUUAUGGAGCGCACUCAUGACGAUAAUUAAUGGCAGAAAUACAGAUUUUCACUAUUGUCCCCGAUGCCAUUCAUCUGUUACAGAACAAGCCAUUUUUUUUCUCUUGAAUCGUGUGUUUAUAAAAUAUUAUUGGUAUUAAUACUCUAAUUUCUACGACGAGUUAUUUACAUUUUAAUUAUUUGUUGUUUUUUUUUUUUUAUAGACUGAAAUCUGAAAAGGAAAAGAUGGAAAGUCAAUUCAAAAAAGAAAUAAAAGCGAUAGAGAAUCAGUUAAAUGAUAAUCGCCAAAGGUAAGGCCUGGAUUUACACUAAAUGCGGUGUGUAAGUAAGGAAAUUGUGCCUCGAUGACGAUGACGAUGUGCUCUGACGAAACUGCCUGAGGUCCAGGAAAACACGAAUUAACAAGGCACGAUUGGAUUAGCAAAACCAACUCGAUCGGAAUUAGUUUCAACACUCAAUUAAAAAUUGCUCCUGAACAGUGACUAUGAUGGCUGAUUGUUAUUGCAAUUUAUGCUACUUCUUCUUGUUUACCAACCACUGAUGUUUGGUGAUGGAAUGUUGUUCAAAGUAUUCUAUGGGCAUUGAUGAGCUUGUCAACUGUUGACUUGAAAGUUCUGCACCAUGCCUUGUUAUGAUCACAUUGUUUAUACUAGUAAUUUUGAUUCCCAACGUGCUUUAGGGGAGAUAAAAAUAUAAGCUCAAUAGUUACCUCUAAGCUUUCAAGACGUCGCGGAUUUUACUCGACGGAAGAUGCCUAAUUGAGUUAUUUAUUGUACGGAAAAUAACGCACGAGCUGUUAUAGAGUAACUGAAGCCUGCUUUUCAUAUUGAAUAUUUUUAAUAGUCACAAUGCAGAAAAGCGGCAUUUGGAAAAAAGAUUUACCAAAGAGCUUACGGCAAGAGAUCGAAAGCUGACGGAAGUUCAAGAGCGGUAAGAUCAAUUACCGUAUUUCUUCACCUAUAACCCGAGCGACUUUUUCAGUAUUUGACACAAAAGUUUGAGAGAUUUUUCCACAAGAAACGGGAUUCGGCUUACAGCUGGGGGUUUGGGAUUCAAAAACAAGUAAAAUUGGGUUAAAAUUGUCAUGACAACAAGGAAUUUCUGACCACCAAUCAGAUUCUUUGCUUCCCACGCAUUGAAAGACAAUCUCACUCAACUUGGCAAAACUCUUCACAUUUCACAUUAAAAAUAAAAUGUUUGGUCUCUCUCUGCUGAGAAAACCACUCCAUCACUUUCUCCUUUAGUUCGGAAUACUUGGGAGUGAAACGGCCCAUUUUUGCACGUUUUGUAGACAUCUUAAGCUCACCAGAAAGAACAGUUGCCUGGUCUCUUCUCCAGCAUCGCACCAUGGACUCCCAAAGUCCAUAAAUCUUGAGCGAUUUCUGAGUUUUGCUUCAGCGUAACUUUUACCUUGAAAUCCAUUUUAUACGAAGAGCGGCAUCUUUUGGCGCGAUGAGAAAAAUAACAGCAACGAAAGAGAUACUCGAUUGAAACGCUUGUCAGGUUACAGAAACUGAGAAUAUUGCUGUCGCGUGGUAGUAUUUACAUCUUUACUGAUUCGCUUUUCUCCUUUUGUGUUUAUUUUAAUUUAUUAGCUUUUGUGUUCAGUGAGCCAUUUCCCAGUGUUUCUCAAGAGGUUCGUAACGCACGAGUUGUCUUUAGAGUAACCAAAGCCUGUUUUCAUAUUUAUUGCUUAUAAUAGUCACAAUGCAGAAAAGCAGCAGAUGGUUAAAAGAUCUACAAGAGAGCUUACGAAAAGAGACCAAAAGCUAGCUGAAGUGCAAGAGAGGUAGAUCAAUUAUGCUUGAGUUAACUGUUUCUCAUUCACCAGAGAGUGCGCGGAAUGAUAGCCUCAGGUGCGUCUGAACUUUGCUGUACUUUUUAACAUUUUAACAUUUUAUAUGUUUCCUUAAUGCGUUAAUCGAAACGUAAAACACUUAGGAAGGUAAGAGAGCAAGGAGGAUGCGUAUGCGAGAGCUAUAACCCAGCUUUUCGAAUGUGCCUACAUGAACCAUUGCGAGGACCUGAACUAGACGCAAAUACAUGUAUGCGUCUAGUUUACACAUCCCUCACCUUAAUAUCAUUUCUCCCUUAAGAAAGAGAGAAAAAGAAACUAUGUAGCUUUUCCUUGUAACUGACUAGGUACAAAGGCCGUUGAACUUCGGAAACUUUCAAGAGCCUGUUCGGACACGCACCACAGUUUCUUAUACAUGGUACUGAAGAGGUUAUGAAUAGAAUACCAAAAAAAAAAGAAGAUUUACUCCGUAACAUCAAACAUGCAUGGCACUAAGGCCUCCGGCUAUUACAAGCUUUUGAGAUAAAUCAAGGUCGUUACGAGAUUGUGUACUUUUUUCUGCGAGGUUGAAACAAGAAGAGGCGUCGAAAGAGGAAUGGAAGGAAAAGACAGAAUUCUACUUGGCGAGGUAAAAUUGAUGUAGUGUUUUAUUCUAAAUUCAUUGAAUUAUCUCCACUCCUACUUAGUUACCAACUAACUGACGGGGUGACCAAGUGCGUGUUGCUCGACUGACUGAAGGGCUGACAAAAUUACUGUGUAGCCGCACAAGAAAACCUGUAAUGGUGAGUUUGUUCGGAAGUUUUGGUCUCAUUCUACACCAUUGGCAGAUGGAGAAAUAUGAACUUCUAAAUCAGCGACAAACAAUUAGAAUUCGACCACUCGCGCUAUUCAAGUACCGUUCACUAGAAAUUCGGUCCUAAAGUUUCUUCUUUAAAACACGGAUUGCGUCAAGUUAACGAAAAAACCAAUGAUACUCCUACGUUCAUACCCCUCGUGAGAAACCCACAAUGUUCAGGGCGCUACCUUAUUCAAGAUGGGUGCCCCAAUAGAUUUUUCUGAAAUUUUUCCAUAUUUCUUCUUAAAAAAGGCACUACGACCAAGCUGAAUAUGCUCAAAAGGCAUCCUCUGCACUUAGCCUCAAACUUUCUUGGUGUUUGACAAACAUUUUUUAAAUUUAUUCUAAAAGAAUAUUUAAGAAAGUGUUAUUCAAAGGAAAGAGUUUUUAUAAAGAGGAAAAUUAAACACCUAUUCCUUCUCGUUAUGGCUCAGUUUUGAGAAACGCUUUUUAUUCGACAUGCAUACUAUUCUUGAUAGUGUCAACACCAUACAAUCCAACACGGACAAACAUUUCUUCUCAUGUGGAGUUUUUUACUAAUAUAAUAGAAGUUUUCGAUACCGUUGAUCAUAACACACUACUCAGGGGUGCACCAGCUUUUUGGCUUGUUUUAGGCAUCUUCAGUGGUCUAAAAGCGUGCUAACCUAGUGCUUUAACGUUACAAGAUUUGUUCUUGGUUCUUCUUUGUUAUUAAGAUCUCGGAAGUACAUAUGUCGUGGCGAAAGUUCACUUCUUGUCUUAAACUUUACAAGAGUCAGUAAAAAAGUCAAACGGGGAAAAAUCCUAGUUGCGGGCCUUUGGGUCUAUAGGCUAACUACGCCCCAGCCUGUACUUAAUAAACUUUAGCCAGUUUCAUCUAAUUUAGAGGGUAAAACGCUGACAAAUCAGGUUGGUUCAUGCAUUUCCAAGAAAACCACCACCUGCUCAUGUAUGAUCUACCACAACAAUCCGUGCUAGGACAACUGCUCUUUCUGUAAUACAUUGUGAAGUUCAUGAUCACUGUGGUUCCAUCUGACACACACUCUUUUGUCUUUUCGCCGAUGGCACCAAUAUUCUCUGCGCUGACAGAAAUCUAUCUAUAGAAGAAACUAGGAAGCACUCAAUAAAGAGGAAUAUAACAAUAUAGGGCUUCGUCCCUAUUAAAAACGUAUCUAUCAACCGAAUGUUCAUGUUCUUAACAAUUACUUUGGCAGACAACAAAUAUUUCAGAUACCCUGGGGUAAUAAUAAAUCAUUCCUUGCUUUUGAAAUAUCACAUCGAUUAUAUUGCAGAUCGAAUAAGUAACAGUAUAACUAAUUGCGAAAUUAAGACACUUUUUUUAACACUAACGACUCUUUUGAAUGUGAGGAGAACAUGAUGUCCUAUUAUUUUCAUGUGUGAGUGUUUAUCAAUCCCUUUUUGUCCCCUAAAAAACUUAUGGAUUAACUACCAGGGGUCAAGCCCUAAAGAUACAUCUGGAUAAGAUUUUUAGUUCUGCGAGAGCGGGCCUUGCGCUUAAUGACUUUGCAAACAGAAAUGAUCUUGCAAUAGUUUUUCUCUUUUUAAGCUGGUGUCACACCUUUAAGAUCCUUCAACCUUCCUUUAUUACGAAUCAUUAUUUUAUUAUGGAUGAUGUCAGCACUGGCAAUGCACCAUCGAAAAUGUUACACAUGUUUACUUAUGCUUUCAAAAUUCACGAUUAAAAUAUGUGGUCUUCUUAACUGCCAAUAAUUUUUAGAUAGAAAAAUCGAGAUUAAAACAGAAAACAAAGCUACUUUAAGAAUCACCGUAAACUAUGGAAUGAGAUCCUAUCCUUUAAAAGAAAUCUCAGCACUAUAUUUCAUGAAAUUGUAAGCGAAGAAAAUUUCUUUUUCAACAUGUCACACAACAUGAAAAAAGUGUUAAAUUAAGUGAAAGUAAUAAACAAUAGUAUGUCCGAAGGAGUUGGUAUUAAUCCUAAUUAGUGCUUAAGUACAUGUAUGCACUUAUAUGGCGGUAAGUAAUAAUUCGUUCCUUGUACUUCUUGCCCCUGUUCUUUAUUUUUGUCACUAUCAUUUAUUAGGAAUGUACUCGCUUAUUUGCCAGUAAGUCCAAUGCAACAAUAAGCAAUAUAUAAUGUGUCAAAAAAAUAAUAACAUUUAUGUGUUGCAACUGAUAACUUUCUCAGCUUCGAGAAUGUUCGUGACAGCUUUAACAUGUACCUCAAGAAGCAGGCUGCAGAAGAACAGGAAUUACGUAACAGGUUGGUAUCCAGAGUUGUUUAUAUUGCUGUUCUCUCAGUUGGUUUGAUGUUUAUUCGCUACUUCAUUUUUUGAAAGAACAACGUAUUUGGCGUUGCCCUAAAGCAAUAAGUCAUUUCAAACAAUUUUUUUUCAUGAUAGCAUUAGCACGGUCUGUUACUAUUGUUAUUUUUUGGGGGGUGGUUCGAGUCCGUCUUAAAUACACGCGUAUUCUUAUUGUUUUAGUUUUAGACAUUUUUAUUUCACUUUUUGAUCAUGGUGAUCUGUUCAAGGAUUCAUUUGAUUUGAAAAUAUAUCCAUGUUUUAGAUUCACUUUAAGUUUGUCGAAAAAAGACGAGGAGUUACGAGUUCUCCGGGAACAAUUAAGAGACAAGACAGUGAGGUACUUCACCUACAAUGUUAUUGUUUUCAGCAAAUAGAAGUAUGUGAAUAUACCGCAGCUUGCCAAUUAUAAUUAUUAUUUUUUUUGUAGCAUAUAAUUUUGACCUUGUGGUUCCUUUAUCCUCUCCAAAGAGUAUUCGUUAGGCUUAGUGAAUCUAUCCUGCAGGUGAGUUGGGUUGAGAGAAAUAGCACAAAAGACAACCCUAAAAAGACUCAUGCUUUGACUGGACUCGACCUUAUGCCUCCCAGGUAUUUGCAAAGCGCUACUGCAGCAUUAAAAAGGUUUAAUAAUAUUUCUUUACUUGUCAUCAUUCGAGGACAAGAGUAUAUGAAGAACACUGACUCAUAAUUAGAGCUGCGACAGUUGUUCUUUCAAUGAGCAUUGUUGUCUUUCGUGUUUAUAAUCAUCAAAUCCUUUUCAUUCUGUAUAAAUUCCAUACUUUUACGGGAUGAGAAAUUUGCGGUCCAAAUUUUAGAACUAAUUGCCAGCCACAAUCUUGCUUGUCCUUUCUGCUUACAGAUUGGCGAUAAGUUUUGAAAAGCGACUGAAGCAAGAUCAACGACGAGUUGAAAAUACUGAGGAAUCAAACACACCCAGUGACAUAGAAAAAAACUUCAGCGACUUUUUCGAUGGAGAGAGGCUUGACGCUUGUGACGAAAUCGAGUUCGUGUUGGGCCUAUCCAGAGAAAUCGAAGAGAAUAUUCAUUAUCCAAGAUUAGCUUGCUUGAUAUUGGAGGUAAUCAUCAUAAUGUAGCAGUAAAUAAUUUAAGAUCGAACCUAACUUAAUAUUACAUCAAACCAGAAAAGCCUGUUCGAGGAACAGAGAAGCUGACGUUUAAACGGGACUCUCAGCGCUCUUAACCCGACAAUUGUAACUGAUCUGCUGAAUCAUAACCAGUCGAGACAUGUAGUAAAUCUCAUGAACUUUUAAUAACAUGACUUAAGGGGCGGGCGUCAUCACCAUUUUUGUUGUCGAUUCGUUUAAGGUUGUCAUGUCCAGUGCAUGAAUGACACACUUAUUCAGCAAUUUUUGAGAAAUUUUGCCGGCCCUCAGACUCAAAUCACUUACAUGUGAUUUGGUGCUUCAAAUAGCGAAAUCAGGAUGUCUUCACUAUUAUCAACUUAACUCAUGACACGACAGAAGUGUUGCAUAACCAAACGCUCCUGCAUGUUGGAUUGGGCUGUUAACAGCUCCGGCCAGUUCCGUGGUUCAUAAAAAGAAUAGGUACUCAAUGUAUUACGACCACCUUUAAUGAAGAUAACAACAGCAUUCCGCCAAUUUGCGAAGGCAUGCCCAUCCAAUAUCCAUAACACAUUGCGCACUCACAAAGUAAAGCCAAAAUGUCGAGACAUCUAUUACAGGCUUUAAAAUAUUCUAAUUAUAUUAAAAUUAUGCGAUGAUUUUGAGUAUUUUUGGAAACAUUUCUUUUAUAGACUGCUUACGAACAGGUAAAAGAGGCAAGGGAUGCCGCUUGUGAUUUGUUCCAAAACGUUACUAGUCAACUAAUUGAGGAAGCUCCAAGAAUGUGCCAGGAAUUGUGUCACGCAAGAAAGGUCUGGAUGUACAUAACUAAAAGACCGUCACUAUAUCCUAUAUACUCUUGUCUCAUUCACAAGGCAUUUUGAGAGGGUGUACAUGCAUGUGUACACUAUUAUCAUUGAAUCACAAUACGAUUUAGAUGCACGUAAUAGCCCAUCCUCUUCCCCGAAGUUAUUUUUUUCUUAUUAUUUUCAUGAUAACUAUUAUUGAUUUUUAGAUUGAUUUUUUAGAUUUUGUUUUGAACGUCUUUUCCUCCCAGUUGAUGACUUAACCUCUCAAUGUGUACAAAUUAUGGAAAUGCUCCUUUAAGACAAACUGAUUUCAACUGUGCUUAAUCAAUUGCGGGAAUUAAAAGGUCGACGAUCAAAAAAUAAAUAGAUUUAAAAAUAAAUGAAAAAGAAAGAAGAAGUUGUCCUAUGUAUUGGCCCUCUGUUCUCUAAAUAUGGACUUAGGCUGUAUUUUCAUUCAAUUGCUUCCUUAUGUUUCUCAGUUCAAGGAGAGUGGUGCUUCUGCUCAGUUACCUGAAACAUUCGAUCUUCUAACGGGGAGAAUUGAUAAAGGAAUAUCAAUGGAUGUACUGGAUGGAAUGAUGCUUUCCUUGAAAGAAACGUCACACUUGGGUAACCUUGACUGCUUCCAGAAGGUAUGUGAUAAAUAAAGAAUGAAACAUGGGCACGCGUAGAUAUGGAAUUUCUCCUCGAGUGUCAAACGUAUUAGCUCACGAGAGAACACAGCGAACGAGUGAGAUAUCGAGUUGAACAUGAGGAGGGAAAUUCUAUAUCUAGAAGUAACCAUGUUUUUUUUUACAAACACAAAAGGCCUUGACCGACUAGAAGAUUCGAUUUGAUUAAUAAAUGAAAAAGUUGUAAAGAGCGUCGGUGAUAAGGCUUGGAAUGAAAGAAUGCUUUUAAUAAUUACAAAAACAAACGCUGGGCAUAAGUUUUACUGCAAAAAAUUAUCAGUUAUUGACUUUUUCCAUACCAAUAGAAGAAGUCUCUUCAGGUACAUGGCCAAAAUUGACCUGUGGCAAAAAUAACAGUAGGAGAUUUUCGUGCUCUGCCAAUCGCACAGUAUGACGCAACAGUACGAAACAAUCCUGGAAAAUUCACCCAGCCACACCAGCUUUUCCAUUUUAAUCGAAUCUUCCGGAUAAUUUUAAUCAAAGUAUUAUGCGUAAUAUAUUUCUGUUGACGUCAUCAAGUUCAGCUUAUCUGAAAUCUGGAUAUCACGAUUAUUUAAAUUAUUUUCAUUUUUAUAUCAGUCAUCAUUAUUUUUGUUAUUAUAAAAGCUGAGGAAGAGAGAAAUUCCCAGGAUAUGUCAUCAUGGUGAAAGUAUUGGCGAACAGCUCUUUUUCAGAUUCAUUUUAUUAAUAUCUACAUUUAUUUUUUUAUUUUAGUUUUGAAAUUCUUCAUAGUGACUAUUUCACCCUAUUUGAUGUUUUAACUUCUCAAAAUACCCUUAGGAUGUCAGGAAGAUUGUGUGGGAACGUUGGACAAAUUGCAUGUCCGAAAGGGAAGAAUCAUUCCUACCCAGGCCUUCAGAGGAUGUGUUGACACAACUCGGUGACUACAUAAAGGCAUGCAUCAGGCUAACAUGGAGAAUGGUUACACAAGUUCCACCAAUGCAGCUUGAGUAUGGGGCUGUGCAAUUUGACAAAGAUUUGCAUAAACUGGCGAGAUUCCAGAAUCGUGCAGAAUUAUGCCGUGGCGCAGAUCAUCUUACUGGGCAGAUUAUUGCCUGUUAUUUGUGGCCUGCACUUUUAGAAGCAGGUGGUCGAACUAUUUUUCUAGGAGAGGUUAUGUGUGAGCCUGAAUCGUAUGAUUAUGUUAUGAUUCCUGAUCUUAGAUACCCUGAAUUAGAUUCAUAAACUCCCCCACAAAAUCUUUCAGAGUGAGGUCACACGUUACAAAAUAAACAUUAUGGAUAUAAAAUAUCUGCGAAAUUGAAACAUUGCAAAAGGAUGCAUAUAAUUCACUCGUUUGUUGAUCAUUCUAAGACUGGAUGAUAUCUUCACACCUUGCCGGUUGAAGAAGCAGCUCACUAAUCAAACAAAAAUUAGCAAUAUAGAUUUGAGACCAGCGUCUUAAUUCGUCCUUUUUUUCGGUUCACAAAUAAGGGCUAGCCAUCGAAAUGGCUCAAUUUCGGCAGCUUGGAGAAAUCUUUCAAGUAGACUGAGGAAGUGUAAAUAGGGAGUCAUUUUAUAACUUUUCGGUUUCGGUUUUUUUUGGGAAAAUCCCCUUGUUUUUAAAUAUCUUGCAAAACAAAUGAAUGGAUGUUUCGUGGCACUCAAUUUUAAUGCUUUCAAAGCAAAUUUCUAUGUUGAGAUUUUCCUGCAAAUAAUGCCAAAUUUAUUCCUUCAUCGGGAUUAUACAAGGAAUGUGUUUAACAAUAAAGUUCGCAUCUGUGUUUCCGUC